CCAGUCAACUUUACCUCAUUCAAACAGCAGUAAUGAGCUGUCUGCCGCUGCCAGUCUUCCUCUGAUCAUCCGGGAGAGGGACACAGAGUACCAGCUCAAUAGAAUUGUUCUGUUUGACAGGCUGUUGAAGGCCUACCCAUAUAAGAAAAACCAGAUCUGGAAAGAAGCCAGGGUUGAUAUCCCUCCUCUUCUAAGAGGCGUAACCUGGGCUGCCCUGUUGGGUGUUGAGGGUGCCAUACAAGCAAAAUAUGAUGCCAUCGAUAAAGACACGCCGAUUCCUACAGACAGACAAAUCGAAGUUGAUAUUCCUCGUUGCCACCAGUACGAUGAAUUGCUGUCGUCGCCAGAGGGUCACGCGAAGUUCAGGCGUGUAUUGAAGGCCUGGGUGGUUUCCCAUCCGCACCUGGUGUACUGGCAAGGUCUUGACUCUCUUUGUGCACCAUUUCUGUACUUGAAUUUUAACAAUGAAGCUCUGGCAUACGCCUGCAUGUCUGCUUUCAUCCCCAAGUAUUUGUAUAACUUCUUUCUGAAGGAUAAUUCUCAUGUUAUUCAAGAAUACCUGACGGUGUUUUCCCAGAUGAUUGCAUUCCAUGAUCCAGAGCUGAGUAACCACCUUAAUGAAAUUGGUUUUAUUCCAGAU
Molecule: messenger RNA, 640 nt
Organism: Eurypyga helias (sunbittern)
Lineage: Eukaryota; Metazoa; Chordata; Aves; Eurypygiformes; Eurypygidae
Product: TBC domain-containing protein kinase-like protein
Exons: 7
Biological process (GO): activation of GTPase activity
Molecular function (GO): GTPase activator activity
Source: RefSeq, a predicted model, not a curated record